AUGAGGCAUCUUCUUAUUCUAAUCACAUCACUAACAGCUGCUACUGCAACCUGUACAUCGGAUCGUUGCGAUACUGCAGGAUUUGUUAUCAAAACGAGACAUUUAGAGGACCCGCUCGACUCGGAACCUGUGAUUAAAAACAAAAUAAUGGCUUCAAGUCGUUUCUGGGGUAAACGAGCGUUCCCGGAUGAGCUACGACGAGCAAGCAUUCGAUGGGGAAAACGAUGGGAUGCGAAGGCAUGGCGACAAAUGUAUGCGGAACUGCUGCGCCCGACAAAUAUUGCGACAAAAUGGACGCCGAUAGUGAAAACGCAGCAUGUUCCGGAUGUAUCAGCUCAGAUGCAGGAGGAUGACGAACCCGUACUUCGUGUAGCAAAAGCUGCAAAUAUUCGUCCAAAAUUAGCGUUAUCCAGUCGCCUUUGGGGACGUUGA
Molecule: messenger RNA, 432 nt
Organism: Necator americanus (New World hookworm)
Lineage: Eukaryota; Metazoa; Nematoda; Chromadorea; Rhabditida; Ancylostomatidae
Exons: 5
Coding region: 1-432 (143 amino acids)
Source: RefSeq, a predicted model, not a curated record